AUGAGACUGAUUCUUUUGCUCCUCAUCCUCACUGUGUCAACCCAAGCAGGGCUGCUGGAUGCAGGCAAAGUAAAGGAAUUCUUCAAGGGGAAAGUUCCUUCUAUCUUCGAAAAAGUCAAGGAAAAAACCAUGACGAAGUUCAAAAAGCUCUUCGAAAAAACUGGCAUCCUUACACUUGGAAAGAAGCUGACCGAGGUGAGAAGCAAAGUCAUGAAGAAGCUCGAACUCUCAAAGGUUAAGACGGCAGAGAUCCAGGAAAAGCUCAAGGAAGUCGAAGCGAGAAGAGAUGAUUCUAUUGAUAAUGAGGAAGACACGAUAUUCGCGAUUAAUGCGGGACAAAAUGUCGGCAGGGAACUCUUCCAGAGCGAUAUCCUCCUAACCAAGAGACAGCUAGAAGAAGUUAUGGAAAGUGUCGAUGAAACGGGCAACCGAGAGAAGAGACAGGCAUUCAGAAACGAAUAUUAUCCUAAUACAACCUGGACUGAUGGGAUAUUUUACCGAUUCGACGCCAGUGCAGACAACCAUACAAGGCGAAUGUUCGUAUUAGGAGCCCAACAAUGGGAAGAAGCGUCUUGCGUGAAUUUCACCGAAGAUAAAGACAGAAAAGCUGAAAACAGCAUUGUGUUAAUCAAAGCGAAUGGGUGUUGGUCUUAUGUGGGCCGACUUGGUGGCGAGCAACCGCUUUCGCUUGGCUGGGGGUGUGAACAGGCUGCAAUUGCUACUCAUGAACUCGGUCAUGCUCUUGGACUUUUCCACACCAUGUCACGCUACGAUCGAGACGAUUUUAUAACUGUUGUGCCGGAAAAUGUUGUAGAAGGGUUCGUGGAUCAAUACAUCAAAGAGACGAAUCUCACCACUACUAACUAUGGAUCCACCUACGAUUAUGGUAGUAUUAUGCACUAUGGAGCGUCCAGUGCUUCUCGCAACACAUUGCCUACAAUGAUAGCCAACGACACCAAUUAUCAAGAAUCAAUGGGCUCCUAUAUCCUCUCCUUCAUUGACAAAUCGAUGAUCAACGACCAUUACAACUGCAAAGAAAUGUGUCCGAACGAUACCUCAGCUCGGUGCGAGAAUGGUGGAUUCCCCCACCCAAGAAACUGUUCAGAAUGCAUCUGCCCAAGUGGUUAUGGCGGGGCUCUUUGCGACCAAAAGGUAACGCAUUGGUUUUUAAAUACCAGAUGGAUGUGGAGAAGUGUUGGCAGCGAAUGUUACCACACAACUCCUCAUAAGAUGAACUCGGCUUCAAUUCGACCGGCGUCAGAGAAGACUUUGAGUUCUGCAACUACUGGAUCCAAGUAUGCUCCCGAAGGGAAAAAGAUUGAAGUCACAGUCAAAUCCAUUUCUCAUGGCUACGGUAAUGAUGGAUGUACUCUGGGAGGCGUUGAAAUCAAAACCAGUGAAGACCAAAUCCGAACAGGAUACCGGUUCUGCUCAUCAAAACAUAACAACACUGUGCUAAUUUCGGCCUCUAAUCGUGUGCCUGUGAUCACGUUCAACAGAUAUGAUCAGCAUGAGAUCAUCUUGGAGUAUAAGAUUGCUUCAUAA
Molecule: messenger RNA, 1545 nt
Organism: Cooperia oncophora
Lineage: Eukaryota; Metazoa; Nematoda; Chromadorea; Rhabditida; Trichostrongylidae
Source: the annotation of a GenBank genome assembly